UUAACCUGUGAAUAUGCGGAGGUCUUGUUUACUUCCGGUUGUAGAUUUCGGUCUGGUUUCCGCCCCAUAGAGGGCAGCAGCGACACUCCAUCUGGUAUCACGACUGACCCGCGCAACUCGCGUGAGACCAGGAAAUUAGUAAGGGAAACACACAUCCGACACAAUGAGUUUCGACGUGAAGAAACUGAAAGUCAACGAACUGAAAGAGGAGCUCCAGCGCCGCGGCCUGGACACCAAAGGCCUGAAGGCUGACCUGGUGGAGCGGCUCAAAGCCGCUCUUGAGGCCUCCGAGCCUGGGGACCAGGAAGAGAACUUCGGCCAGGAGUACCAGGACAACGAAGAUGGAGAAGAUACACCAGAGCAUCAAGAUGAAGAGUUAGAUGAGGACUGUGGUGAUGUCGACGAAGUUGGGGAUGAUGAUGAUGUUGAAGAUGAAGUCGAAAGUGAAGGGGAUGGCGAUGUUAAAGGAGCCGCUGAAGGAAAUGAUGAUGGGGAUGCUGAAGGCGAAGCCCAUGCCCCCCAAGAGGAAGAUGAGGCCCGGGAUUCAGGUGGUUACUAUGAAGAUGAAGAGGCAGAAGGCGAGCCUUUUGAAAGCCAGCCGACCUCAGACUCCUGUCACAGCAUGCCUGACUUCACGGCAGAUGUCGAGAUACACAAAUCUGACGCGGCGCCUGAGGAAGAAGCCAAGCCUGUGCCAGAGCCAGAGGAGAAAGUGGAGAACAAACCAGAAGUCAAAGUGGAAGUGAAGAUGGAAGAUGAACCCGAGGCUGCUGGGAACACAGAGCAGGACAGACAGGCUGCUGGGAACACAGAGCAGGACAGACACGCUGCUGGGAACACAGAGCAGGACAGUCAGAGCACAGAACAUCAGGACGGAGCCGGUCAGGAGGAGCAAAUCAAAGUGGAAUCUGAUAAAGGUGGAAGCAACAGCCGCAAGAGACCGCACGACGAGAGCCGGAGCUACAACUACUACGAGCAUCGCGAAGAAAAGAGAUCCCGCACACCCCAGCCCCCUGCUGAAGACGAAGAGGAGAAUAUAGACGACACUCUGGUUACAAUUGAUACGUACAACUGUGACCUGCAUUUCAAAGUGUCCCGGGACCGCUACAGUGGUUACCCUCUGACCAUUGAAGGCUUUGCUUACCUGUGGGCCGGAGCACGAGCCUCACACGGAGUCACCAAGGGCCGCGUGUGUUAUGAGAUGAAGAUCAAUGAAGAGAUUCCUGUAAAGCACCUGCCCAGCAGCGAGCCGGACCCUCACGUGGUCAGAAUCGGAUGGUCCCUCAACCACUGUAGCACUCAGCUCGGUGAGGAGCUCUUUUCAUUCGGAUACGGAGGGACAGGAAAGAAAUCUGCCGACUGUAAGUUUGCAGACUUUGGCGAGAAGUUCGGGGAAAACGACGUCAUCGGCUGUUACAUUGACUUUGACAGUGCUGAUGAGGUGGAGAUGAGCUUUUCCAAGAACGGAGUCUCCCUGGGAGUGGCUUUCCAGACUACCAAGGAGGCGCUGGAAGGUCGCGCCCUGUUUCCUCACGUUCUCGUGAAGAACUGUGCUGUGGAGUUCAACUUCGGACAGAAGGCUGAGCCGUACUUCCCUCCGCCAAGCGGAUACACCUACAUCCACGAUCUCAGCCUGGAGGACAAGAUCAGGGGCACCAAGGGGCCCGCCAGCAAGUCUGAGUGCGAGAUUUUGAUGAUGGUCGGCCUGCCUGCCUGCGGAAAGACCACCUGGGCUACAAAGUAUGCAGAGACUAACCCUGAGAAGAAGUACAACAUCCUGGGGACGAAUGCCAUCAUGGACAAGAUGAAGGUGAUGGGUCUGCGCCGGCAGAAGAACUACUCGGGCCGCUGGGACCUUCUGAUCCAGCAGGCCACGCAGUGUCUGAACCGCCUGAUCGAGAUCGCCGCCCGAAAGAGACGCAACUACAUCCUGGACCAGACAAAUGUAUAUGGAUCAGCAAGGAGACGAAAAAUGCGUCCUUUUGAAGGUUUUCAACGCAAGGCUAUUGUAAUUUGUCCCACGGACGAGGAUUUAAAAGAACGAACAUUAAAGCAAACCAAUGAGCAGGGGAAGGAUGUGCCCGAUCAUGCUGUUUUAGAAAUGAAAGCCAACUUUACUAUCCCUGAGGCUUGCGACUUCCUGGAGGAGGUGACGUUCGCUGAGCUGCAGCGCGACGAGGCCGAAACUCUGCUGAAACAGUACAACGAGGAGGGCCGCAAGGCAGGCCCGCCCCCUGACAAACGCUUCGACAACAGGCAGGGCGGGUUCCGGGGCCGUGGCGGCACCAGCAGCGGGAGCUUCCAGCGGUACGACAACCGCGAAGGGGCCCGCGGCGGCUACCAAAACCGCAGCGGGGACGGAGGCAGUGGAUACAGAGGCUACAAUCGUGGCAGCUAUAACCAGAACCGUUGGGGCAACAGCUACCGCGACUCCAGCUCUGAUGCACGCAGCAGCUACAACCGCAGCCAGCCGUCCACAGGAAGCUACAACCGCCCCGCUCCGUACAACAAGGGAGCAUACAGCCAGGGCUACAGCCAGAACUACAAUCAAGGGUACAAUCAGGGCAGCUACAACCAGAGUUACUAUGGCAACUAUAGUCAGUACCCAGGUUACAGCCAGAGCUACAGCCAGACACCCGCCACUGCACAGACAUACAAUCACCACCAGCAGCCGCCUCAGGCAGCACAGCCGCAGCAGCAGCAGCCGCCCCCGGCACAGCAGCAGCAGCAGCCACAGCAGCAGCAACAGACGCAGAGCUACAACCAGCAAUACCAGCAGUACGCUCAGCAGUGGCAGCAGUACUACCAGAACCAGAACCAGUGGAACCAGUAUUACAGCCAGUAUGGAGGCUACCCUGGACAGGGCAGCCAGGGCUCCUCUUCCGGCUCCCAGUAGCGCCACCCCGCAUCUGUCCCUGCAUCCACCCGCGUCCUAAACACUCUGACCUCUGCAGCUAAAUGGAUUUUGUACAGUCCCACAUCGAGUCCCAAACCAUCUGUCUUCAUUCCACACCAAUCAGUGUACACCUAAAACUGUAUGCAGUUUGAUGUCUUUUUUUACUGAAUGAAGUCUUACUCUACGCAGUGACGUGAGGUGGUAGAUGAUAGGUAUCCAAACAUUUAAUGAACAUUAUCUAUUAUGCAUUUAAUGUGGACUUCCACAUUUUCCAACAGAUCAGAGAGGUAAUUGUAUAUUUCUAGGAUGCAUCGUGUGGCAGGAAAAAUACAGCAAGGCCUAAAUAAUUUCGCUUGUUUUGAGAAAACUUAACAAAGAACAAAAACGCAUGCUUUUUACCUUCAACACCCCUCCCCCCCUUGCUCUUUCUUUCUUCAGUUUUCGAGCUGGCACGUUUUUAUUUAUCCCAAUAAAAUCCAACCAUUUUUUAUAGGUGUUGAUUCUGUAGUAUUUAAUCCAGUCUUUGAUUGGGAAGAAUAUUUUGCCACUCUUGAGUAGUUGUGCGUUUUCUUUUUUACCCCUUUGUGAUUGCUGUCCAGUAGUUUAAAUCCAAUUGUGAUUUUUUUCUACCUGAAAUGAUAUCUGACCAGUUACCUGAGCUGUCUUCUUGUCUUUAUACAAUAAAAUGCCAUUGUAUAUGCC
Messenger RNA from Eleginops maclovinus (Patagonian blennie), 3598 nucleotides. It is a transcript of the gene hnrnpul1, whose product is annotated as heterogeneous nuclear ribonucleoprotein U-like 1. The record is from RefSeq and is a predicted model, not a curated record. Gene Ontology annotation, molecular function: RNA binding; protein binding. The transcript is spliced from 16 exons. Bases 164 to 2896 code for a protein of 910 amino acids. NCBI's taxonomy places the organism in Eukaryota, Metazoa, Chordata, Actinopteri, Perciformes, Eleginopidae. Gene Ontology annotation, cellular component: nucleoplasm.